Molecule: messenger RNA, 582 nt
Organism: Phytophthora sojae
Lineage: Eukaryota; Oomycota; Peronosporomycetes; Peronosporales; Peronosporaceae
Exons: 2
Coding region: 14-454 (146 amino acids)
Source: RefSeq, a predicted model, not a curated record
GGAACAUCUUGGAAUGGAGAUUCGCUUGUUGGAGUCUCGCGCGGCACUACUGCGGACUCAGAACCUCCCUGCGCAUUUAGUGGUGGAGAGAGACCCCAUUCUUCGGCCCCUUGCUCAAGAACUAGCUGUCCUCCGGUACGCAAACCAGGCCCAGCAGCUUCAUGUGGCGAAGAUGCAGUCCGCUUUGUCGCGAGCAUUGAUCGACCAACCUUACUAUCCUCUCCACAGCCGGAUCUGUUUAUCUAGGGACUGGAGCGAGCGACGCUCGACCCUCUUGGGGAUGCAAGACGAUAAACUUCGCCGCGCGUACGAGUUUGUCAUAGCUCAACGCAAUUUUCCGAGAGGCGGUUCGAGAAUGAGGAAGGCGACCUGUGCUGUAUUCGCUUCGACAUGGUUCAAUUUCCCGGCGUCAUCUCGAUCCAGUAAGUUUUCGACGCGUUAUCAUUCUUCAUGACCAGUAUGGAGAUCAUAAUUUCCGAGCAGCUCGGCCACGUCAUGCUACGCGAUGACUACGAAACUAUCGACGACGAAGCGUUCCAUAGCCGAUUUGUUUCUACAAACAACCGCGGCAUUGCAGUGGAG